AUGGGCUCCUCCGACCCCGAGGCGCAGGGCAGCGGCUUCCAGCCGCACCUGGACUCGCUGCGGCAGGAGCUGCGGCGGCAGGAGCCCGCGCUGCUGUCCGUCCUCGUGGCCCUGUUGCUGCUGCUGCUCACCGCCGUAUUUUGGAGAUUCAUCCGCAGCAGAAAGACUGGAAAGAAUGCAGUACUUCUGGUCGGCCUUUGUGAUUCAGGAAAAACGCUGCUUUUUGUCAGGCUGUUAACGGGCAUGUACCGAAAAACCCAGACCUCCAUAACGGACAGCUCUGCCGGGUACAGAGCCCGCAACGACAGGGGCUCUAGUCUGACCUUGAUUGACCUCCCGGGACAUGAGAGCUUGAGACUUCAGUUCUUGGAACGGUUCAAGGACGCAGCAAGGGCAAUCGUGUUUGUUGUGGAUAGCGGGACAUUCCAGCGAGAGGUGAAAGAUGUGGCAGAGUUUCUGUACCAGGUGCUAAUUGACAGCUUGGUCCUGAAGAAUGUGCCUUCCCUGCUAAUUGCCUGCAACAAGCAAGAUAUCACAAUGGCAAAAUCCGCCAAGAUAAUUCAGCAGCAGCUGGAAAAAGAACUGAACACCUUACGGGUGACCCGCUCCGCCGCCCCCAGCACGAUGGACAGCUCAGGCACCGUCGUCGCCCCUCAGCUGGGGAAGAAGGGCAAAGAAUUCGACUUCUCCCAGCUGCCGAUGAAGGUGGACUUCCUGGAGUGCAGUGCCAGGGGCGGCACCGGGGAGGACGGCAGUGCCGACAUCAAGGAUCUGGAGAAGUGGCUGGCUAGGAUCGCUUGA
Ornithorhynchus anatinus (platypus) is the source of this 801-nucleotide messenger RNA. RefSeq names its product SRP receptor subunit beta (gene SRPRB). Lineage: Eukaryota; Metazoa; Chordata; Mammalia; Monotremata; Ornithorhynchidae. The transcript is spliced from 7 exons. Gene Ontology annotation, cellular component: signal recognition particle receptor complex. Gene Ontology annotation, biological process: protein targeting to ER. The record is from RefSeq and is a predicted model, not a curated record. The coding region runs from base 1 to 801 and encodes 266 amino acids.